Messenger RNA from Stereum hirsutum FP-91666 SS1, 393 nucleotides. RefSeq names its product ankyrin. Gene Ontology annotation, molecular function: protein binding. Gene Ontology annotation, cellular component: nucleus; cytoplasm. The annotation marks the transcript as partial. NCBI's taxonomy places the organism in Eukaryota, Fungi, Basidiomycota, Agaricomycetes, Russulales, Stereaceae. The record is from RefSeq and is a predicted model, not a curated record. The transcript has 6 exons.
AGACACUAUGCAGCUUCCAAAUCUCGAAUCGACAUCGGAAAGUUCUUGAUCUCGCGGGGAGCCGACAUCAACGCCAGAGACAAAGCGAAUCAGUUGCCCCUCCAUCGUGCAGCCACCACCGGUUCGACCGGCUUUAUCACACUUCUCCUGCAUCCGCCCGGUGAAGGUCAUCCGAAACCAAGGUUAAACACCGGAGACCGCCUCGGCAACACACCUCUACACCUCGCGAUGGAGUCUGCCCAUGCGGAGGCCGCGGCUCUGCUCGUCGAAGCCGGGGCCGACAGAAGCCGUACGAACCUAGACGAGCAAACCCCGGAAGAGCUCGAGGGUGUGGGAGGGCAAGAGCAAAAGCGUGCAAGGGACUACCUCGCCAGCCGAUGCGGUAAACCCUGA